Messenger RNA from Hemicordylus capensis (graceful crag lizard), 2437 nucleotides. It is a transcript of the gene PRKRA, whose product is annotated as protein activator of interferon induced protein kinase EIF2AK2. NCBI's taxonomy places the organism in Eukaryota, Metazoa, Chordata, Lepidosauria, Squamata, Cordylidae. The transcript has 8 exons. Bases 65 to 1174 code for a protein of 369 amino acids. The record is from RefSeq and is a predicted model, not a curated record.
GGCAGGAGGCCUCGUUUCGUUUCUCCCGGCUAAACGAACGGAGGCGGCCUGCGAGUUUCGGCUGAUGGGUGGCCCCGCCCAGAGUUGGCCCCCGGAACUACAUGUGACAGGGGAAGAAGAAGGGGGACGUGCUACUAGUACAGAGAUGCUUCCCGGCCAGGAAGAGGUGGCGACGGCGGAGAUGGAGAGCAGCAUGGCUCAGUCUCAGCCUGCCCCUUGCCCGGCGAUGGCUCAAGAGGGAUUCCCGGGCACGGAGCAGCGAAACUCCACGGAGGCGAAAAGAAAACCCGUCAGCUUGGAAGAAAUUAUUGCAGCCAAACCAGGGAAAAUUCCAAUUCAGCUGCUAUAUGAAUAUGGUGCAAAGACUAACGUCACUCCUGUGUAUGAAUUUGAAAAAGCUGAGGGACAAGAAAAUAUGCCAGUCUUCACUUUUAAAGUCACUAUGGGGGAUAUAACUGCAACAGGAGAGGGUCCCAGCAAGAGAAUUGCAAAACACAGAGCUGCAGAAGCUGCACUGAACAUUUUGAAAGGCAAUUCAAAUAUUUGUAUUUCUAUGCCAGACCAUCUAAUCCCUGAAUCUUUCAAUCAAGCACAGAAUCAGACUAAUCCUGUAGGAUCAUUGCAGGAGCUGGCUAUUCAGAAGGGUUGGAGACUUCCUGAGUAUUCACUUGCACAGGAAACAGGGCCACUUCAUAAGAGGGAAUUUACAAUGAUUUGCAGAGUAGAAUCAUUUGUGGAAACGGGGUCAGGGACAUCUAAGAAAUUAGCAAAACGAAGUGCUGCUGAGAAAUUACUUGCUAAAUUUCACAAUUUUUCUGGAGACAGUAUCAAUAUACCCUUAGGAAAUGAAGAGAGUCAUAAUUUGGGAUGCACAUGGGAUACCUUGAGGAACUCUUCUGGAGAAAAAAUAACUUGGCUGAAGAUAAGUCCCCUCAGUAUUCCCAAUACGGAUUAUGUUCAGCUCCUUGGAGAAAUUGCAGAAGAACAAGGUUUUAAUGCAACAUAUUUAAAUAUAGAAGAGCUGAGUGCAAAUGGACAGUACCAGUGUCUUGCAGAACUUUCAACCAAGCCAAUCACAGUUUGCCCCGGAACUGGAAUCUCCUGGGGCAGUGCCCACAAUGAUGCUGCUCACAGUGCACUACAAUAUUUAAAGAUCAUGGCUGGAAGAAAAUAAGCUUCAAGGAAAAGAAAAUAUUCAGAGACACAUAACUUAAAAGGAUAUGUGUAUCCAAGCUGAGCAGUUUCCAAAUUACUUGGGCUGUUUUUUAAAGUCACAUUACAAAAUUCAUCUAUAAUUAUGCAUUAUAAUGAAACAGUAAUUACAUCCAUUAUUGCAAGGUUUUCAUUUUGGAUAGCUAGACUCAGGAAGCCUAGAUAGAUGCAGUUGUGAAUUAAACACACAAUCCAGCUUUUUAGGAGGAGAUCUGACGUCUCAGAAUCCUCAGGGCCACACUAGAUAUUGCUCUAAAUAUCUUGCUCCCAACAGCAACAACUCAUGCAGUUCCCUCAUCCUUUGACAAAAUCAAAGUAAUUUUAUGAUAUCACUAGAUGUUACAGAAGUAGGGGCAGGGGGAGCUAGAUGUACAGCGGCCAUUUUUGGCAGCAACCGUGUGUUUAGAGUAAUGUCUACUCUGGUGUUUAGAGUAAUGUCUACUCUGAGUGAAUAGCUCUCAAUGACCAGCAGGACUUCUGAUCUCUCUGCACACCCUUUUCCAUGACACCAUCCCUAUAUGCUAACUAACAUUCCCUUAGUAUUGCAUGUCUCCUGUACUCUUCUUGUUCCUCCAUUUCAUGAUAAAACCUCCAAAUUCUGGGGGGUGGAGUUCUGCAGCCCAAGUGAACCAUUCAGAUGAAAUAUAUUGAGGCAGAAACUGUUCAUCUGCAGGAUUUAUUCUGGUUACGUAACUUCGGUUUUUGGGUUGCUGAGUUGGGGGUAAGGUUUAGCACUGAACGAUGGAACUGUUGUCUUUACUGUAUUAAGCUUUAGUGACAUAAAAUAGCUUUGAGUCUACACUUGGUAUAUACUACAGUUUAUACAGUAUAUACACUUGGUAUAUACUACCUUCAUGAAAACUUCUGUGUCUGGGAUCUUGAAACCAAAGUUGCUACUAUCUGACACUCCCCAAGGAAAUUAUUCUUAUGAAAAGCUUUACAUGAUGGCCACAGCAUAUUAUAAAUUUUCCGGUAUUUGGAUAUCUAUCAUUGUGUGAACUGUGGCCUUUUUAAACCUAUGGUUCGAGGAUUGAAUUUUAUAGAAAUAUUCUUUAACAUCACUGCCCUUUUUCAUAAGAUAUCUAUAAGUGUUAUUAGUCAUACUUUAAUAAAUUGUUUUAAAGAAUAACUGCAGUAACAAGUUUUCAUUUCAGUUGUUAGGACAUAAAUUCUAUAUAUUUGUAAUGAAUUGGAAAGCUAGCUUAUUAAAUUUUGUCAUAUCAUA